CAAACAGUGCAUGUUCCCGUGGAGGAGCGGGAACGCGCGAGCGUGCGCGGCCUCGUGUCGUCGUGUCCCGCGCUGGGUUUCAAGUUGUUGUCGAACGCUUUUGUGCAUGGGUGCCACACGCUGUCGUUGAUUCACAUCAGCUAGGGUGACACAUAUUAAGGCAACGUUUACAUUUCAGACAGAAGAAUAAUUUAAGAAGAGAUGCACUGACUGAGGGAGGAAUUACUAAACGAAGCGAUGCCUGUUCUGAUCUGAAACAACAAGUGAAGGUAUUUCAUUCAGCGGUGCAGCUCUGCUGUUCAUCACACCAAAGACACAGUGGACAUCAUGGCUGACGAGGAACUCAUGUUCAGCAUGGAGGAGGUGGGCAGCGCCAGAAGGGACAGGGCGCAGAGGGCUCCAUCCUCCUCUGACGCCAACAGUGACGACGAGGACGACUACUACAUCUGUCCUAUCACAGAUGACCCCAUGAGCCCUGCCAAGGAGAUCUGCGGAUACCUGAAGAACCUCAUUCACGACAAGCAGCUGUCUUCCCCCUCUCCCAAAAACUUCAACUAUAGGAACUCUAAGGAAUAUGAACCAGAGCAACAAUCAGUCAGGUUUGGGUCAUUAACUGAAAAAGGUCGGGCAGCGUGGAAACAUGCCAUUGAGAAGGCGAAGGCCAUGCCUGAUCCCUGGGCGGAGUUUCACCUGGAGGACAUUGAGACGGAGCCCUGUAUCCGAUACAGGUACAAUGCUGUUACUGGGGAGUGGGCACAGGACCAAGUUUACAUAAAGAUGGCUGCUCAGCCAUUUGGAAGAGGAGCCAUGAGGGAAUGUUACAGAACGAAGAAGCUGUCAAAUUUCUCUCACAGUAGCAACUGGAAAUCAGCAUCCAACUAUGUGGCAAAGCGGUACAUAGAGACUGUAAGCCGUGAUGUGUACUUUGAAGAUGUUAGGCUGCAAAUGGAAGCCAAGCUGUGGGGGGAAGAGUAUAAUCGCCAUCGCCCCCCUAAACAGGUGGACAUUAUGCAGAUGUGCAUACUGGAAAUGACUGAGAGACCAGGGAAACCACUCUUCCAUUUGGAGCAUUACAUUGAGGGUAAAUACAUUAAAUACAACUCCAACUCUGGCUUUGUGAGAGAUGACAACAUUCGCCUCACCCCUCAGGCUUUCAGUCACUUCACUUUUGAGCGGUCUGGACAUCAGCUGAUAGUAGUGGACAUUCAGGGUGUGGGGGACCUUUACACAGACCCCCAGAUCCAUACCGAGAAGGGUACCGACUUUGGGGAUGGCAAUCUGGGUGUGCGUGGUAUGGCCCUGUUCUUCCAUUCCCACUUGUGUAACAAGAUCUGCAAGAGCAUGGGUCUCACGGCCUUUGACCUGUCCCCUGCAGAAAUUGCCCAGUUGGACUGCACGAGCAAGUUGCUGCAGUCAGCCAAGACAGUUCUGCGUGGGUGUGAGGAGCCCUGCGGCUCCAGCAGGGUCCGCACGUUUUCUACUGGCCGCAUGCCCCCACUUCUGUCCCGCCUCUCUGAAACAUCCUCUGUGGAUGAAAGUUUGAGUGACCAGGAAUCUGUGCCCUGUUCCCCUCUGGUGUUCAGCAGCUCUGUGGGAAAAUCUCCACUGGGCUGGUCUUUAAUGAAUGAAAUGCACCUGCACAAUGAAGCAAACAAUGACACCAGAGCAGACCACAAGGAUCAAGAGAGUGGAGACAGUGGUUACCCCAGUGAAAGACGCGAUGGAGACUCCAUUGAACAUGUUGACAGGCCCUACUCCUACAGCAGACGACAGUACGAGUCGGAUGAGGACAGUAUUCGACGGAAAUCAAUAGUAACACCAAGCAAGUCUUUCCUUCCCGCCAACAACUCCCAAAACCAGCCGGUAACUGAAGAGAAGUGGAGUUUCUUCCACACGUCUCGCUCACACAUACACAGACCUUCCUGCGUGGCUGUAGAAGUGGAGAGACUUAACGCACUUGAGCUGGAACGUAAAAUUGGCAAGUCCAUUCUGGGCAAGGUCCACUUGGCCAUGGUUCGAUACCACGAGGCUGGUCGGUUCUGUGAGAAGGAGGAGCAGUGGGACCAGGACUCUGCUAUGUACCAUCUGGAGCGUGCGGCGAUGUGUGGAGAGCUGGAGGCCAUUGUGGCACUGGGCCAGACCUACCUUCAGCUGCCUCACCACAUCCUUCCUGAUCUCACUGUCCCGGACUCUGAGGAGAACAGAAAGAAGGGCUUCAACUUUCUGCUGCAGGCAGCUGAGGCUGGAGACAGACCGUGUAUGAUUCUUGUGGCCAGAGCAUUUGAUACAGGAAUUAAUCUAUCACCAGAAAGGACUCAGAACUGGCAGGAUGCCGUGCGCUGGUACAACUGCUCCCUCAACAUGAUGGACUAUGAUGAGGGCGGGGAGUUUGACGGCAUGCAAGAUGAGCCACGGUUUCUGCUACUGGCCAGAGAAGCAGAGAUGUAUCAGACUGGGGGCUUUGGCCUGGACCCAGACCCCCAGAGGUCAGGGGAUCUGUUCACAGAGGCUGCAGAUGCAGCGAUGGAGGCCAUGAAGGGCCGCCUAGCCAACCAAUAUUACAUGAAGGCAGAGGAGGCCUGGGCAAUGAUGGAAGAGUAACUGUUGAGUAAGAGAAGUCCACGAUGGCAGCCAGACUAUUCCAGUGUCAUCAGACCUGGUUCACAUACCUUGAUGGAACUCAGAUUUUAUAUGCUGCAUUUUCCCCUUUUCCUAUAUUUACCCAUCCUGAGGCCUCUGCUGGUGCUUUUAUUGUAAAAUGCAAGUUUACACACAGAGCUCUCCGGUCUUGGUCCCUGUAGAUUGCAGUGUGUGUAGAUUGUCUUGGUCUUUUUAAACUGAUGGUAAUGUCAGUACAAUUAACAGAAGGCUUAAUUAGUUCACUUGAAAAUAAUUUGAGUGAUUAACCCAUUUGUUUCUGCCAGUCAAAUUGAAUGAAUAUGCAUAUUUAUGAACACAUGAGGUCUGGGAAAGAGACUUCCAUAAAAAUAUGGUCCUCAUAAUGAACAGUGGUCUUCAGGAAAGACCACUAGCCUAUUUGUCAAAAAGAACAAAAAAAUUACUUUUUUCAAGUUGCCUUUCCUGUGUAUAGAAAUUCAGUUUUAGAAUUUAAAAACUCUUUUUCUUGUGAUUUACAAAUAACCUUUUAGGGGUAAAAUAUUGCAAUAUAUAGAUAUAUUUUUUUUUAAUAUGGGUGAUCAGAGGAAUGUAUGAGGAAUAUUUCACAAUUGUUUGUCAAGUUUGUGUCAAAGGAAAAGCAUGUUUUCCUUAUUUGUUUUUUGUGUUGUAUAGGAGAGUGAUGCAUGUCUGGUUUGUUUUUUAUGUACUUACAGGAAUGAUAUUUCUAAAAAUUGAAUAAAUAUAUUGAAAACCCCUUAUUUCUGAUUGGGAGAAACAUAUAGUACAUUGAUCAUUUUAAACUAGUCAGCCUUUUGAAUUUUCCAUGCAGUGAUUUAACACAAGAACACUGAAACAUUAGAGAAGAAUGCAUACAAGUGCCAUUUUAUUAGAUACAAAUGGUUGAUUUUACAGUGAUUACUAUUUUUAUAUGUUGAAAUUGGCAAAAAGCACAAGCAAGUUGAGGCAAAUUGCAUUAUACCAGUUUGCAUUUCUUUUUUUGUGAUGCAGGGGUGUAACACGUUACUUUGAAACCUUUGAAGGGGAAGCCCAGAUUUAUUUUUAACAUUAAAAUAUAAGGGUAACCUCAAGUAAUAUUCUUUGAACACUGCUAUGUGCACAUAUAGCCCUCCUCCUAUCAGAUUUGAUUUGCUGCUUUCUGCUUAAAUUUCUGGAUUUCUACAUUGAAAAGCUCAUUCUUGGCCAGAGUCAUUGUUCAUUCGCAUUCCUCCAUAAAGGUUUGUACUGGCUCAGCUGGAAUCCUGCCCAUAUAUAUAGAUUCCCAUAUAACAUGGGAAGGUACAGUAGAUUCUAAUACAGCCAUUUGAAAUAAGGUAAGCAUCCUGUAUACAUGAAUGUAGGUUUUACUUUUUGGAAGAAUUACAGAAAUUUCUUUUAAUGUGCACUGUGUGUUCAAUCCAGUGCCCACUGUGUGGUGGAUCUGGGGUUCAGGUCCUGAUUGGGAUGCC
This is a messenger RNA of Scleropages formosus (Asian bonytongue), 4085 nucleotides long. RefSeq names its product eukaryotic elongation factor 2 kinase (gene eef2k). The transcript is spliced from 20 exons. Bases 328 to 2601 code for a protein of 757 amino acids. Lineage: Eukaryota; Metazoa; Chordata; Actinopteri; Osteoglossiformes; Osteoglossidae. Gene Ontology annotation, molecular function: calcium ion binding; ATP binding; elongation factor-2 kinase activity. Gene Ontology annotation, biological process: protein phosphorylation; myosin II filament disassembly; response to differentiation-inducing factor 1. The record is from RefSeq and is a predicted model, not a curated record.